CGCACUGAGCAGUCGACAAAAAAUAGUGGCUCUUCGGUGCUUCCCAUUUUCACAUGAAAAUGAAAAUACGUAUGAUUUUGUUUUUUAAGCUAUUGGUCGGAUGUGUUAUCGAACUGAGAUGCUCUUCUAGCGUGUCUCUAUUAUUAUUGUGUAUAGAUACAUCAACAUUAUACGUAAAACCUAAAAUUCAGGCUGGGGUAUGGUAGGUCGCACUGAUGAGUGCUGACUGAGCCCAUCAGCUGCACAGCUGACUGCCAUGACCAUGACGACGUCUGAUAAGGGAGAUUCCACAUGAUUGUACUUCCCUACCCCUUACCCUGUAGCCGUGCCGCGUCCGACUUUAUCAUCGAGUUUUCAUCUACAUGAUUCUGUGGUCAUUGGAGAAUUCGAUCUGUGAACGUGAGAAGCGCAUCUAUGUAAUGUCUGUAUUCGUGUUGCUAGCUCCGAUUCGUUUUGUUGACAUCGUUCGUCAUCGUUUCUGUUUUUCUGUGUUUUUCUGUUCAGCUCCGAAAUGACUUUGGCGUAGUUAAAAAGCAAAUUUCUAAAAACAUAUAGUUGCUCAACAGCAAAACAGAAAAACGGAAACGACGACGAACGAUGUCGACAAAACGAACUGGAGCAAGGCAUAUGAAUACAAACAUUACAUAGAUGCGCUUCUCACGUUCACAGAUCGAAUUCUCCAAUGACCACAGAAUCAUGUAGAUGAAAACUCGAUGACAAAGUUGGACGCGGUACGGCUACAGGUGUAGUGAAUAGUAAAAUAAAAAUUUGCAUGAUGUCAAAUGAACAAACAAGGCCUUACAAAGUUUCCAAAGACAGUGUGAAAAAAGCAAUGGAACUGUUUAAUAAUGUAAAGAAAACUACAAAGCGAAAAAAGUCUCCAGAAAAUGAAGAUGAUUCUAACAAACACUCACAAUUCUGCAAUCCAAUAAUUGGUAGCAGCAAGAAAAACUUAACAGCUUUAGCUUUUUCACCAAGUUUUGCACUUCGGGAAAUGCGCUUAUGUCUAAUGAAACACGAUUGGGUCAAUUUGCAGCGACUAUUUCCUUUAUUGUUAGAACUUUCUAGUGACAAAGAGACACUUGUGUGGAGGUAUGCUUUAACUAUUUUACUACACAGUCCAAUGAGCAGUGGAGCUCAUGUAGAAAAUUUCCUGAACUCGUGUGUUGGUUGUCAAAAUGAUAAUUUAAACUACGUACUAGAUCAAUUAAUUACAUUAAGAGUUAGCAAACAGAAAAACAGUUGAUAAUUUACACAACACUUUUAAAUAGAUGUAAAUAAAAGAAAUCUAGCAUAUUAUCAACUGAAUCACUUAUCUGCAAAGAAACAGUUGUUUAUCCAUUAUGCUUAAAUAUAUUUGCGUGAUUGAUAUGGAAUAAGUAUAAUAAUAAUACCGUAGACUGAUGUUUUAUAGAAUAUUGGCAUAGUCAAUAAUCCAGCUUCUGCCUAUUUGUUGAUUUUACUUGUAAAUAAAUCACAAAAUUUACAAAAAACAAAAUGUACCCAUUACUGCAAUGCUUAUAUUUCUCACUGCAAAUUCAAAAUAUACGUAGAAUAUUUUUUCACAAUUUAAAAGAAUUUUUCAAAGUUUGAGACUGCACAUACAUUAUAUUGCAUGAUUUUUUUCAAAUAUAGGGAAAAAUAUAAAUCAUAAUUAUUAAUUUGAUUUGAUGCAGAUGAAUGAAUGUUUACCCCUAACAAUAUCUUCAGGUUGCAUUCUGGUUUUAGGAUAUUCAAGAAUUGCCCGACACAAAGAUCGUUUUCAUGUUUUUUUUCCAUUAUAUUGUAUUCAUUGACAUUCAGUGUACAUAUCACAGUUAAGUUCACACUUUAUAAUAAAAAUGUGCAAUAAAUUACUUGUAUAUAACACGUUUCAUAUUAAAAUUAAGAAAAUGUAUUAUAAAAUAUCUACAUUGACUAAGAAAUCGUUGUACAAAUUUUUCUUGACUGAUUAUUGUUAAUAAAUAUGUUUAUUCUGGUAAAA
Messenger RNA from Nasonia vitripennis (jewel wasp), 1984 nucleotides. RefSeq lists its product as uncharacterized. The coding region runs from base 773 to 1246 and encodes 157 amino acids. The record is from RefSeq and is a predicted model, not a curated record. NCBI's taxonomy places the organism in Eukaryota, Metazoa, Arthropoda, Insecta, Hymenoptera, Pteromalidae. The transcript has 4 exons.